Messenger RNA from Hyposmocoma kahamanoa, 2237 nucleotides. It is a transcript of the gene pall, whose product is annotated as F-box only protein 28. Gene Ontology annotation, molecular function: protein binding. NCBI's taxonomy places the organism in Eukaryota, Metazoa, Arthropoda, Insecta, Lepidoptera, Cosmopterigidae. Gene Ontology annotation, biological process: protein polyubiquitination. The transcript is spliced from 9 exons. The record is from RefSeq and is a predicted model, not a curated record. Bases 38 to 1294 code for a protein of 418 amino acids.
UGUUAAAUAGAGCUUCAUUUUCGCUAAUUUUGCCACCAUGAGCAGUAUGGAUUUCCUAAGUCUACCUGUUGUGGCGUUAGAGAACAUCUUUUCAUAUUUAUCUUCCGAUGAAAUAGCGAAGAAUAGAUUGGUAUCCAGAGCCUUUAAUGAGAUAUGCAGCCGCAUGCUGAACCGCGGGUUCAUCAUGAUCGAGCGUCGCCACGCCAUGGCGUUGAAGAGUGUCAAGGCGCAACUGCCUCGUCGUGAAUCGGAACGGCGCUACCAUCCCCUGGCACGCCACUGCGAUAUCUUGACGUCGAUUGAGACGCGCAUCUCGAUGCUCAAUAUGACAUAUUCCAAGUUCAUUGACAGCGGCAUGUGUUGCUUUAUUCCUGGAAAGGUGAUAGACGAAAUAAAGAGAGUACUAACUCUUGUGGAAACGUCGAAAACCCCGCCACGUGCUCACGAAGUCCUUCAAGAACUCCGGGACAUAUCAUCAAUGGCCAUUGAACAUUUCGACGAUAAGAUCGCACCGGCCUUCAGGAAGCGGUUGCAUGAAAGUGUUGCGCCUGCGCCACGCCCGCCCGUGACCAUAGCACCUCUGCAGAUACGCCAUGAGAUGAUACACCUUCGUCGUCGAUCUUUAUUAAACGCCAAGCUCUCUUUAUACCUGGCCUCGCAGUACAAGAAGUUUUAUAAGAAGAUGUUGGAGUACAAGAAGGUAGCAUUGCGUCAACGCAAGAUGCUUCGAGAGUUUACAAAACAUCAGAGGGAACAGGAUGCAACAAUAGGGGACUUGAAGAAGCGUAUAGAAGAGUGCGACAUAAAGUACAGUGAAUUGACGCACACCAAUCAAGCAGUGGGCGGGAAGGCCAUCACUGCUCCGACGGGCGCAGAAGUGGACGCAGCCCCGCCGGCCGCGCAGCCUUUACGUCAUUUUGGGAGUCAGAUCAAGCUGGACCUGUCGGUUUUGCCCAUUGGCACUAAUAAACGCCACCAGAACAAACUGUUGCCAAACAUUAAACCGCGCAAGCCAAUGAUCAAACUGCCAAGUCUCUCCGAGGACGACUCGGAGCCUCCAGCCAAGAUGCCAAAACUCGAUGAACCGACUCCUUCGACAAGCACCCAGAUACUGAAGGCCAAAAGCGCGUCAACCAUGGCCAAGAUUCGCGGAAUCACGAACGAGAUACGCCAUCUGUCAAAUCUGACAAAAAACAUGAAAGCAGAUGCUAAAAUGAAAAGACCAGUCAGCUUAUGCAUAGCAGAUGCUUUGGAUGUAAUGGAAACCCCGAGCAAGAAACUGAAAUUGGAUUAAAAAGAGAGAUUGAUAUGAAAAUGGGAUAUGUAGGGGUAAAACAACGCUAGCACUACAGGACAAAUGCGUAACUGUCAAAAUUCGGCCAAUCAGGGAGGCCCACCAAUCAUCAUCCGUAAUUGCUCGUGCUGUGCGCGAAUCGAGCUCUUAUGUUUGGUCAAGCGGGUUUCCCUUCCUGCGCCCCGCAAAUCGAUGGGUGAUGAUUGGUUACAUUUUAUAGCGAUCUAGCUAUAGCUACAUCGACAUUUAUAAUUCUGAUGACAUUUACUGUUACGAGUAAUAUAAGCCCCAAAAAAAAUCAAGUUAAUUUUAUCAAUUAUAGUGACAAUCAUCGCCAAAAUUACCUAUUAUAUCUAUAAUAUGCAAUUUAACGCUAUGGAUUGGUAAUAUAUUUGUCAAUAUGAUUUUUUAUAUAUAAAAAUUCGCGUUUAAAACGUAGUAUAUUGCUUCUAGCAGAUUGAACCAACAGUUUAACAAAAUUUUUAUAUUAUCUUUUAAAACAUAGUCUCAUGUGUUGUUUGAAAAUAAACUCCGGACCGUUAAUAUUAAUUUAUUGGUUCCGUUACUAUAUUGGCUCCGAUUUACUAAAUAGAUAUAGCACAAUAUUCAAGUAAUAAAAGAUAAGUUUAAAGAAAAUAACAUUCUUAAUUUCCAAUGAGAACUGAUACAAAAUUCACGUCAAAAAAUUGUUCAAAGUGACAGUAGUUGUCAGUUUGUUAUCUCCAAUUAAAAAUUCUGUUAAAAGUUCGGUAUUCUACAAAUUCUCCUGUAGUUUUUCUUUCAACACAAAUGUGUAAAAGGGCCAUCUAGAUGGACAUACUUUAUCGCAAGCAAUAAUCGCCAUAAGAUUGUCGUAUUGUAAUGUUUAUUGACAUACAAGAACUAAAAUCUCGCCUACGUUUCUUACAAGAUCUGCAAGUAAGGGCGCGUUCCUAUUAUGUCG